AUGCUGCUCCCCGACGGGGCGCGCGGCCCUGGGGGUGUCUCCCGGGGCGCGCGCGGCAGAGGCUACACCAGCGGGACCUUCGAAUCCGACGACGGCCGACGCGACCCCAGGGUCCAGGUGGAAUUCUACGUCAACGAGAACACUUUCAAGGAGCGGCUCAAGCUGUUCUUCAUCAAAAACCAAAGAUCAAGCCUGCGGAUUCGACUGUUCAACUUCUCUCUGAAGCUCCUAACCUGCCUGCUAUACAUUGUCCGUGUCCUGCUCGAUGACCCAGCCCUGGGGAUCGGUUGCUGGGGCUGUCCCAAGCAGAACUACACCUUCAAUGACUCAUCCUCGGAGAUCAACUGGGCUCCCAUCCUGUGGGUGGAGAGGAAGAUGCCUCUGUGGGCAAUCCAGGUCAUCGUGGCCAUAAUAAGCUUCCUGGAGACCAUGCUGCUCAUCUACCUCAGCUACAAGGGCAACAUCUGGGAGCAGAUCUUCCGGGUCUCCUUCGUGCUGGAGAUGAUCAACACGCUGCCUUUCAUCAUCACGAUCUUCUGGCCACCGCUGCGGAACCUGUUCAUCCCUGUAUUCCUCAACUGCUGGCUGGCCAAGCACGCGCUGGAGAACAUGAUUAACGACUUCCACCGAGCCAUCCUGCGGACGCAGUCGGCCAUGUUUAACCAGGUCCUCAUCCUCUUCUGCACCUUGCUGUGCCUGGUCUUCACGGGGGGUCUAAGGACCUGCGGCAUUCAGCACCUGGAGCGUGCGGGCGAGAACCUGUCGCUGCUGACGUCCUUCUACUUCUGCAUUGUCACCUUCUCCACCGUGGGCUACGGUGACGUGACGCCCAAGAUCUGGCCGUCCCAGCUCCUGGUGGUCAUCAUGAUCUGCGUGGCUCUCGUGGUGCUUCCACUGCAGUUCGAGGAGCUGGUGUACCUGUGGAUGGAGAGGCAGAAGUCGGGGGGCAACUACAGCCGCCACCGUGCGCAAACCGAGAAGCACGUGGUCCUGUGCGUGAGCUCGCUCAAGAUCGACCUCCUCAUGGACUUCCUCAACGAGUUCUACGCCCACCCACGGCUCCAGGACUACUAUGUGGUCAUCCUGUGUCCCACCGAGAUGGACGUCCAGGUGCGCAGGGUCCUACAGAUCCCCCUGUGGUCCCAGCGGGUCAUCUACCUCCAGGGCUCUGCGCUAAAGGACCAGGACCUCAUGAGAGCCAAGAUGGACAAUGGGGAGGCCUGCUUCAUUCUCAGCAGUAGGAAUGAGGUGGACCGCACAGCUGCGGACCACCAGACCAUCCUGCGUGCCUGGGCCGUGAAGGACUUUGCUCCCAACUGCCCCCUCUACGUCCAGAUCCUCAAGCCCGAGAACAAGUUCCACGUCAAGUUUGCGGACCACGUGGUGUGUGAGGAGGAGUGCAAGUACGCCCUGCUGGCGCUCAACUGCAUCUGCCCGGCCACCUCCACCCUCAUCACCUUGCUGGUGCACACGUCCCGCGGCCAGGAAGGACAGGAGUCACCCGAGCAGUGGCAACGCAUGUAUGGGCGCUGCUCGGGCAACGAAGUCUACCACAUACGCAUGGGCGACAGCAAAUUCUUCCGCGAGUACGAGGGCAAGAGUUUCACCUACGCGGCCUUCCAUGCCCACAAGAAGUAUGGCGUGUGCCUCAUCGGGGUGAAGCGUGAGGACAACAAGAGCAUCCUGCUGAACCCGGGGCCGCGGCACCUCCUGGCCGCCUCCGACACCUGCUUCUACAUCAACAUCACCAAGGAGGAGAACUCGGCCUUCAUCUUCAAGCAGGAGGAGAAGCAGCAGCGGAGGCAGGGGCUGGGCGAGGGGCCCUCCCGCCUGCCCGUGCACAGCAUCAUUGCCUCUAUGGGAACGGUGGCCAUGGACCUGCAAAGCACGGAUCGCCGACCUUCACAGAGCGCUGGGGGUGGUGGGGCCAGCAAGCUGGCACUGCCCACGGAGAAUGGCUCAGGCAGCCGGCGGCCCAGUAUCGCGCCUGUCCUGGAGCUGGCUGACAGUUCCGCCUUGCUGCCCUGCGACCUGCUGAGUGACCAAUCGGAGGAUGAGGUGACACCGUCAGAUGAUGAGGGGCUGUCCGUGGUGGAGUACGUGAAGGGCUACCCCCCCAACUCGCCCUACAUCGGCAGCUCCCCCACCCUGUGCCACCUGCUGCCUGUGAAAGCCCCCUUCUGCUGCCUGCGGCUGGACAAGGGCUGCAAGCACAACAGCUAUGAAGAUGCCAAAGCCUAUGGGUUCAAGAACAAGCUGAUCAUCGUGUCAGCUGAGACGGCCGGGAAUGGGCUGUACAACUUCAUCGUGCCACUGCGGGCCUAUUACAGGUCGCGCAAGGAGCUCAACCCCAUCGUACUGCUGCUGGACAAUAAGCCUGACCACCACUUCCUGGAAGCUAUCUGCUGCUUCCCUAUGGUCUACUACAUGGAGGGCUCUGUGGACAACCUGGACAGCCUGCUGCAGUGCGGGAUCAUCUACGCUGACAAUUUGGUGGUGGUGGACAAGGAGAGCACCAUGAGCGCAGAGGAGGACUACAUGGCGGACGCCAAGACCAUCGUCAACGUGCAGACCAUGUUCCGGCUCUUCCCCAGCCUCAGCAUCACCACGGAGCUCACACACCCUUCCAACAUGCGCUUCAUGCAGUUCCGUGCCAAGGACAGCUACUCCCUGGCUCUCUCCAAGCUGGAGAAGAGGGAGCGUGAGAAUGGCUCCAACCUGGCUUUCAUGUUCCGCCUGCCGUUCGCCGCCGGCCGCGUCUUCAGCAUCAGCAUGUUGGACACACUGCUCUACCAGUCCUUCGUGAAGGACUACAUGAUCACCAUUACCAGGCUGCUGCUGGGGCUGGACACCACACCCGGCUCUGGUUACCUCUGUGCCAUGAAGGUCACCGAGGAUGACCUAUGGAUCCGCACCUACGGGCGCCUCUUCCAAAAGCUCUGCUCAUCCAGCGCCGAGAUCCCCAUCGGCAUCUACCGGACCGAGAGUCACGUCUUCUCCACCUCGGAGCCGCAUGACCUCAGAGCCCAGUCCCAGAUCUCCGUGAACGUGGAGGACUGUGAGGACACGCGGGACACCAAGGCACCCUGGGGUGCGCGGGCGGGCACUGGCAGCACCCACAGCUGCCACACAAGCGGCGGGGACCCUGCGGAGCACCCGCUGCUGCGGCGUAAGAGCCUGCAGUGGGCGCGGAGGCUGAGCCGCAAGGGCGCCCGGCACGCAGGCAAGGCGGUGGCCGCCGAGUGGAUCAGCCAGCAGCGGCUCAGCCUGUACCGGCGCUCGGAGCGCCAGGAGCUCUCAGAGCUGGUCAAGAACCGCAUGAAGCACCUGGGGCUGCCCACCACGGGCUACGAGGACGUAGCAAAUUUAACAGCCAGUGAUGUCAUGAAUCGGGUAAACCUGGGAUAUUUGCAAGACGAGACAAACGACCACCAGAACACCCUCUCCUACGUCCUCAUCAACCCUCCACCCGGCACCAGGCUGGAGCCCAACGACAUCGUGUAUCUCAUCCGCUCCGACCCCCUGGCUCAUGUGGCCAGCAGCUCCCAGAGCAGCUGCAGCCACAAGCUGUCAUCCUGCAACCCCACGACACGUGACGAGACGCAGCUCUGAUCCACCUACAUGGAGCUCACGCUGCCGGGCGUGGGAUGGUACCCUGCGGGCGCCACAGGGAGGACGCAGGACGAGUGCAUGGACGUGGUCAUGCUGGCCAGGCCGGGAAGCCACAUCAUCCUCCCUGGACAUCCUCCCACAGCUGGAGGCCAGCGGGGAGCAUUUUUUAACCUGUUUUUACAAAUGUGCCCGACCGUGUCUCUCCACUGAUGGACCGCAACUCGUGACGGGCCUGGCUGAGGAGGGAGAGCCCUGUGCUGGGGAAGCCAGCAUUCACCCGGAGCAGGGGACCGCCCCAUCCACGUCCUGGGGCCUGUCCACGCCCAGCCGGGGCGAGGCCUGUGGGCCUACAAAGGGCCUCUGCCUCCUGCUGUCCCGAGCCCUUCUGGGGGAUGUUAAAAGCAGGGGAGGGUCUUGGAGCUUGGCUCACCUGGAGACCCCUGGGGAGCUUGGGUGGGGGCUCUGAAGCCCCUGUGAACGUGAGGACGCAGACAGACUCCUGCCAGCCCUGCGGCUGACAAUGCUGUGAGAAAGAACCUGAAGAUGCCUCUGCGUCCUCUGCUUUUACACGGACCCUCCCGGCCACCGUGUCUGGGGGCGUUGGGCAGCGCUGGUGCCUCCACGGACCGUUUUAAGCCCCUUUGAAGCAAAGCCUCAUUUUCUAAACACUGAUCUGUGAAGCACAAUAGGCCUCUGGGGCCGCAGACUGCCGCCUACCUCGGAUGUCCUCUGAGCUAGGAGACCUGGACAGCUGGUCGCUGGGGCCAGGCCUGGGAGGCUGCCGGCUCCUGGGGGUCUGUGACUGGUUUGUACAGACAGUGCUGGAAGCUUCUAUUAAAUGGGUGCAUUCUGCAGG
This is a messenger RNA of Carlito syrichta (Philippine tarsier), 4468 nucleotides long. RefSeq names its product potassium sodium-activated channel subfamily T member 1 (gene KCNT1). The record is from RefSeq and is a predicted model, not a curated record. Bases 1 to 3612 code for a protein of 1203 amino acids. NCBI's taxonomy places the organism in Eukaryota, Metazoa, Chordata, Mammalia, Primates, Tarsiidae. Gene Ontology annotation, cellular component: membrane. Gene Ontology annotation, biological process: potassium ion transport. The transcript has 32 exons. Gene Ontology annotation, molecular function: intracellular sodium-activated potassium channel activity.